Molecule: messenger RNA, 1674 nt
Organism: Lithohypha guttulata
Lineage: Eukaryota; Fungi; Ascomycota; Eurotiomycetes; Chaetothyriales; Trichomeriaceae
Exons: 1
Coding region: 1-1674 (557 amino acids)
Source: RefSeq, a predicted model, not a curated record
AUGAAUGGCACCCUUCGUGGCCUGCCGACCCUUAGCGACGUUCAUAUUCCACCACUUCGCAACCCUGGCUCAGGCUCAGGCUCUAGGAACGCUAGAGGACUGCUUCCUCUCGAGCUUGUCGAUUACAACCAUCUGAACGACCAUGAUCAGACGAAUCUAUUGUCCGUGCACAACGAUGAGAACUCAGGAAGUAGGUUGACUCGAUCUGCACCACUCGAAUCCCCUUCGAGCCAGGCCAAAAAGCCACACCUCGCCAUCAGCGAAUUGGUCGAUGCGCCGUCCGAACACGAUAACACUCAGGUACAACUGCCAUCGUUUGUGAGCCUCUCUGUGGUGGAGAAGUCACCUACGCCUGCGCAAUUGAACAUCAACGGCCAUGAGUACCCUCACAAGAGACCUCGUCUGGAGGCAGAGACGGACAGGAACAGGCUGCUGCCUCGACCAAUACAGAAAGAUGACAAGCAAGGCCUACCACUCCUACCGGCUAUGGUAACAGGUCUACACGAGCCACCUCCUUCUGCCGCCCUCCUUCCAUCGAUGGAUCCCGAUGCACGGCCUUCAUUGCAGAGAACCUCGACUUCCAAGAUGCAGGUACGGGAUAUGCUUCAGAAGCCGGAGAAAUCUAGCAACAACAGACCACCUGAGCAAAUGCUCAAUACUCCAGAGUUGAUGACCGCAGAGCUGCCCAAAUCGAAUGAGCUGGACGAAGCUGUUGCUGAUGCAGAUACCCCCUCAACCACAGCAUCCUUGACACACACAGCACAGCUACCGAAGAAAGACACCAAGGUUCGCCGAACCCGGCGGAAGUGGUCGGAGCCUGAGACGUCAGAUCUACUAGCUGGUGUAAAGAAGCACGGGUUCGGGAAAUGGAAGCAGAUACUGAACGAUCCUGCAUACACCUUUGUCGACCGCACGUCUAUUGACCUCAAAGACCGCUUUCGUGUCUUUGCUAAAGACUAUCCCGACGGCCAGUCUGAAGCUGCCACUUCGGAGGACGCUCUAGCAGAAAACUCAGAGGUCGGCGUUGAUUCUGCCUCGGGCAGGUCCGCGAGUAUCAGUAUGCCUGUGAAUCGUCAACGACGGAAGCGCCAUCCUUGGACUAAGGAAGAAGACUCUGCCUUGUUGCUAGGUGUUCGGAAGUACGGCUUUCAAUGGACAGACAUCCAUAAUGAUCAUGACCUGGAUCUCAAUCAUAGAAGAGCUACUGACCUUCGUGAUCGAAUCCGCAACCUCUACCCGGACGGCUACAAGCACGCUGAAGCUCGACCACUUCGCGCAGAGGUCAAGAAGCAGGAGAAGGCAGGCAAAAAGGAAACUCCUGCCGGCACUCUGUAUGCUCCACCUAGCCAGAUGGAUUCCAUUACCUUUCCGUCGAGCGCAAAUAGCGCAGGCGUAGGUCCUGCCACCGAGAACGACUCUACCUCGCCUGCUCAUACCGCAGAGCGGAGGCAGACCACGUCCGGCAAAUUCCCGUCGAUCGCUCAAUUGACCACACAGACAGAAGAGAACGACUCCGUAACUACCACAAGACCAUUACCUCGACGCAGCAAGAUCGUUGCAGACAUAGAGUCAAACGGUAUUACUUUGCCAUCACUCGCACUGAACGAGACGAGCGCGAACGAAGAGUGGGACAAUACAUUGCCGCCCUUUGUUAACUGGGAACACGAUAUCUAG